AUGUUGGACUGGAUGAAGGGAAACGAAGGUGCCCAAGCUCCAGAUGAUUCCAAAGUACUAGAACCUCCUGAAACCCCCGGUCAUGUCUUCGCGAUCCGUGCCUUCAAAAGCGCGAUAUUUGGAACCCCCGGGGCCGAAGAGGAUUCUGAGAGCAACGCGUCCCAGCCAAAACAAUCCGAGCAUCAACGAAGCAAAAGCGAGUCAAUCAAGCCCGCCCCGCCCGAGCUUAAGCCCGACGCGAAGCCUGAUGACGCGACUGCCAACCCCUCGGGAUCUCCGACCAAAAGCAUACUCGUCACCCCGGGAACAGCCCUACGUCGCAAAACGGUGUCAUUUGGAGAAAGUGUGGUUGAUAACGAGGGAAAACGCCCCGGUUCGGCCAGUAAGCCUGCCAAGACUCCACCCAAUCCCUCCGGCUCCCUCAGUGCCCAGUGGAUGUCUGGGUCGUCAGAUGGCAGCGGUAAACCGCGGAGCAAGCUUACUCAAACGCUCAUGAAUGCGCGCGACAACGCCUCGAAGAACUUAGAAACGUCCAAGGGCGACGAAAGUACAGAGAAACCCGACAGUCCUGAAUUGGAGGCCCUUGACAAUGAGGAUAUCACCAUGAAUCUAGAAGACCCACACUCAGAGUCCGGCAAGUACUGGAAGACAGAAUUCGACAACUACCGGGUAAAGACCAAUCGGGAGAUCAAAAAGCUGAUCCAUUACCGGUCGAUUGCCAAGUCCUACGCUCGGAAGAAGGACUCGGAAGCUAUGCGGUUAGCUGACAAACUAAAAGAAGAGGAAGAGAAGGUCGCCGAGAUGGAAAGACAGGUAUCGCGACUUGCUUCUUCUAUGGUCGGCCAGGAGUCAACCGGCGACAAAGAGCGUUUGGUCCAAGAUCUGACCAAACAGACGGCACUUGCCUUACAAUACAAGCAGCAGGUUACAUCGCUGCGCAACACUCUGGAAAAGCACGACGUGGUAAGCGAUGCAGCAACCAUCGCAGAGAAGAAGAAGGAAGAGAAAAAGGAAGAGCCUUCGUCCACCGGACCCUCGAAUGAACUUCAGAAAGCACAACAAGAGCUCAAACAGGCUAAUGCUAAGAUUGAGGAAAUGCAACGACAGAACUCUGAACUCAGCACCCUGCAGAAUCUAGCUCAAAGCUCGGAGAAGAAAGCGCAGGCGUUGGAGCAAGAGAACCACACCCUCAAGCAAACUUUGGCUCGGGUCAAGCAGGAGAUGUCACGAUAUGAAGGGCGACGCAAGGACAAGGAAAACAGACUGAAGCAAAGAGAAGCGCGACUGGAGCAGCGCAUCCAGGAAUACAGAGAGAAACUCAAGACGGUCUCGCACGACCACCGCGAAUCAGAGGAGAACUUAAGGAUUGCCCACGAUACAGAACGCCGCCAUAUGCAGAAGCAAAUCGACCUUCUGAAAUUGAGACUCGGCCCUGGCGAACGCUUCCCGGCCCUGCCUUCUGCCGAGCGGCAAUUCCUCAGUCCGCGCAAAGACCACACUGGGGUUCAGACAUUUGAUUUUGCUGGUCAGGAUCAUGAAGCACCCGAAGAGGAGCCUACGGACGACAUCGAGCCACCUCCCAGCCCAAGUCCACGUUCCAAGGUCCGCGAGUCAGGACCGAUCCCGCGUAGCACCACCUUUGGAACCCUACGGUCUCGGCGUAACGCUCAAGAAAUCGCCGCGGACGAGGACGAAGUCACACACUAUCUCAACAAGAUCUUGCCAAAGCCCCGUCACGAAUCACAUAAGGAGGGACUGAACGAGCUCCCUCCCUCGUCGCCUCCUGACGUCUCGGCCCUCAAGUCCUUGAACCGUACAUUCUCACGGCGACGACUUGGCGACGGCCAGCGCUCGUAUCGCAACCUGCACAUGCCGGGGGAGGAUGACACCAAGCUCAGCAAUAAACCUGCCCAGCGUGAACGGCCCCACAUCAAGACCACUCUGGAUUCACUCUCAGACCUGCCAUAUCGCAGCCGUUAUCCAGGGUAUACCAUCUCAGCUGGCGAGCGGGUAGGUAAGCGAUACUCGGCGCCCCCUGCUGUACAGCGCGAAGCUCUUACCCCUGAACGAUAUGCUGCCGCUAAAUCGCGGAUCCGGCAGCGAACAGCCCUUGGGAAGGAGAAUGUAUGA
Messenger RNA from Penicillium olsonii, 2130 nucleotides. The record is from the annotation of a GenBank genome assembly. Lineage: Eukaryota; Fungi; Ascomycota; Eurotiomycetes; Eurotiales; Aspergillaceae.